Mugil cephalus (flathead mullet) is the source of this 2485-nucleotide messenger RNA. RefSeq names its product phosphoribosyl pyrophosphate synthase-associated protein 2. Lineage: Eukaryota; Metazoa; Chordata; Actinopteri; Mugiliformes; Mugilidae. Bases 222 to 1295 code for a protein of 357 amino acids. Gene Ontology annotation, biological process: 5-phosphoribose 1-diphosphate biosynthetic process; purine nucleotide biosynthetic process. The record is from RefSeq and is a predicted model, not a curated record. Gene Ontology annotation, cellular component: cytoplasm; ribose phosphate diphosphokinase complex. The transcript is spliced from 11 exons. Gene Ontology annotation, molecular function: magnesium ion binding; ribose phosphate diphosphokinase activity.
UGAUUGGCCAAGCCGCACGUCCAUCAAACGCGAAUGUCGCUAGGCAGCCGUAGUGAGGGGAACAGGUUAAAAAGAGCAGGAGGCUUGUUCAAUCAAAUACUGUGGGUUGCAGAUUGUAACCGGACAUAACACGCAAGCUGGAAGGGCUCAGUGCAGCGUGGGUGCCCAGGGAUCCACUGCCUGAGUGUGGGGAGAGCGGCAGCAGUCGAGACCCCAGAGACAUGAACCACACCAAGGGCGGUCUGGUCAUCUUCACCGCCAACUCGCACCACUCCAGCCGCGAGUUGGGAAAGAGGAUCGCAGAGCGGUUAGGGGUGGAGCUUGGUAAAGUGCUGGUGUAUCAGGAAGCUAACAGAGAAACGCGGGUGCAGAUCCAAGAGUCCGUGCGAGGCAAAGAUGUCUUCAUCAUCCAGACCGUGUCCAAGGAUGUAAACACCACCAUCAUGGAGAUGCUGAUCAUGGUGUACGCGUGCAGGACGUCCUGCGCCAAAAGCAUCACGGGAGUCCUCCCCUACUUUCCCUACAGCAAGCAGUGCAAGAUGAGGAAGAGGGGCUCCAUCGUCUCCAAGCUCAUCGCCUCCAUGAUGUGUAAAGCCGGUCUCACCCACCUGAUCACCAUGGACCUCCAUCAGAAAGAGAUUCAAGGCUUCUUCAACAUCCCCGUGGACAAUCUGAGAGCUUCUCCGUUCCUGCUGCAGUACAUUCAGGAAGAGAUCCCUGACUACAGAAACGCUGUGAUUGUUGCCAAAUCCCCGGCCUCUGCUAAAAGAGCUCAGUCUUUUGCAGAGCGGCUACGUCUGGGCAUAGCCGUCAUCCACGGUGAAGCUCAGGACGCCGAGUCGGACCAGGUGGACGGACGACACUCGCCACCCACCGUCAAGACCACAGGAGCCAUUCACCCCAGCAUGGAGAUACCACUGUUGAUUCCUAAAGAGAAGCCGCCCAUCACUGUAGUCGGAGAUGUGGGAGGACGCAUCGCCAUCAUAGUGGACGACAUCAUCGAUGACGUCGACAGUUUCGUUGCAGCAGCGGAGACGCUGAAGGAACGAGGAGCCUACAAGAUUUUCGUCAUGGCGACGCACGGCAUCCUCUCCUCCGACGCCCCGAGGUUCAUAGAGGAGUCGGCUAUCGACGAGGUGGUGGUGACCAACACGAUUCCCCACGAGCUCCAGAAGCUCCAGUGUCCAAAGAUUAAAACGGUCGACAUCAGCAUGAUCCUGUCGGAGGCCAUCCGCCGCAUCCACAACGGGGAGUCCAUGUCCUACCUGUUCCGCAACAUAGGAGUGGACGACUGAACGAAACGUCUCCCUCCCUCUGUCUCUCUAUCUUACACUCACUCACCCACACUGACGUGAAUUAUACCGUUUGCCUUCUCAGACCUCUCCAGAAACAUGAAUGACAACCACCGAGUACAAGCUGACUCACAGAUAUCGUACUUGUAUCAUAACCUUUUUUUUUUUUCUUUGGGCGCAGCUUAACAUUACUGAACAUAACUGAACAUACUUCACGUAGUCGUCUGAACGCACUCUUAAAGGACAACUGCCUCUCUCUGUGUCCCUCUAACGGACGCUGUCUCGUUAAAACACAUCAGUACAUUUUGUGUUUUGUUUUUUGUUUUUCUUAGUUACAACUGUGUCUAGUUUGUUUCAUGUUUGUGUACACAACUGUUACCACUGAAUGUGUUUGUGAUAUUAUAAGUAGAGGAGAUUGUUCUGAUAGUGUCGGUGCCUUCUACGGGACGCACAACAAACACACAGGCCUUCACUGCUCGGUCACUUUUUGUUUUGUUUUCGGCUUUCUGACUAAUUCAUGACGGCUUUGUUGAUAAUGCGGGUUCCCAUCUAAUUAAUUGUUUUGAGUACAAGAGUGCAUGUUUAAUCCGAAUCUGUUCUAUGUUUAUUUAUGUGCUGUCUGAACUAAUGCAGUUAGUGUAGUCCUCUACCAUUUAGCCAUAUGUCUGUGUCGUUGCCAUUGAAGCUAAUCUGGUGUCAAAUCUACUAACUGCUAAACCUGAACUGGAACCUUAAAGGGGGAAUAGUUUUCUAUCUGGUCAAUUGGAAAGUUUAAUUUCAGUGCACACUGGCGAGUUCAUUCAUAACAUGACGUGCCAUAGUUUUAAUGUUUCCUCAUGUUUAAUAUUGAUUAAUGCCACAGAUACAAUUCCAUAUUUAAAGUUGUAAAAAAAAAAAAAGUUGUUUGGUAUUUGAAGGUUGUUCUUAAUAAUUUGGAAAUCGGUAAACGAGUCAUUGAUCCUUGGAUCCCGGUUAAAGGACCCAACGAAUUCUGCUUCUCCACAUUAUACAUUAUAUAAAUCUCAGUCCCAAACUGCGGCUAAAACAGGAAAAGUGAAUUUGAACUUUUCUGAUGUGCAAAACUUGACUGAAGCAGGUCUUUGUCACUUUGCCAGAUAGUCCAAAAGAAGUUUUGUAUUUAUUUUCAACACUUAAAAUGAAUAAAUAUGACCUAUGGAAGGAAAGAACUGGGA